AUGUUUGCAAGCGAUUUCUCGCCAUUGACUUGAUUCACAUCAAACCGUCGGUCAAUGAUCGAGUCAGUCGACACAGACACGAACUCGUACAAGCACAGACAAAAAGGGCACACACACACUCAUUCACAUGCAGCCUUCCUGUCAGCCACUCAGUCAGUCCUCAUCUGGGCCCCACAGCCUGUCCACCUGAGCAUCCAUCCAUCCAUCCAAAGCAGUCCUGCCUACACAUCCGUGUGUGUGUCCAUGUGUGGCUUGUGUGCCUUGCUAGCUGGCUGACCAGGUAAUCUGCCACUUGGUCGAUGUUCCUUGCGAUGGCUGACAUCUGGUCGCCGUCAUAGCCCAUCCCCGUGUAGAAGUCCAUCCAGUAACCCUGGAUGCGCCUGCACACCCCCAGCACACACGCACCACACAACGAGAGAAGAAGAAGCAGAUGGAUGCAUGGAUGCAUCGUCCAUGGUUAUGCCAUCGCCUCACCGACCUGUCGCCAAUGGCUGCGCGUGCUGACUGCAUUUUCCCCCUCAGAUUAGACCCAUACAGCCCCAUCAGUCCCAAUGUCUUGAGAAUCUUGGCCGUCCGCCUCGCCACCAUCAAAGCGCUCGCACCCUCACCCGGGCCAGACCUCUCACGCGCCACCGCACUCGCAGACGACAUAAUCAAAUCUGACGACAUACAAUCACAAACACAUCAGGGAAGCAUGUCGGCCUGGGUUCACUCACUUUUGAUGAGUAUCUCUGAUGUGUGUGGGUCGCCCUCGACGAGUGCACGCGCCAGUGGCUGCGGCACGUCGUCCCAGUCGGGUGUCCUCAGGUUGGCGUCGGAGAGGUACGACGCCAGGAAGCCGCGCGUGCCGCCGUGUGUUGAGAGGCAUUCCACAAGGGCUUCCUCGAUAGAGGGGUCGGAGGGGUUGGCCUCGAGCCUCGCACACAGAGCUGGAGCUGACGAAAGAGCCGCCUGCAGCCAUAGCAUGGCAAGCACCCAUCCAUCCAUCCAUCCAUCCAUCCAUCACACGAACACACACAAAUGGAUGCAACGCACUUACACAAACAGCCAUUCAUAUUUUGGCUUGCUGACCUUAAAGUCGUCUUCUCGCGUUGAUCUCUGCGUGCCGUCGUUCUCGGCAAGCGACAGCUGGGUGUAGGACAGCGGCCUCCUGGAAGCAGGAGCAUUGUGCGGCGCAAGAGAUGGCGUUGAGGGGAUGAAUGAGAGGGUCAGCAGAGGGGAGGAGGAGAGGCACAGGAGAGCAGCGAGCGUCCAGCUGCAGGGGAGAGCUGAUGGCAUGGUUGACAGUGCUGUUGAAAAGAGAGUAAUGGAUCUGGGGAAGAUGCGGCAAUUCCAG
This is a messenger RNA of Vitrella brassicaformis, 1336 nucleotides long. The record is from the annotation of a GenBank genome assembly. Lineage: Eukaryota; Vitrellaceae.